GCAAAGUCCCAUUAUAUUUUGUAAGCUCAAUCUAUCAUCUACCCGUGAAGUCGAAAUGCCGAGCAUAAAGAAAAGGAAGACUGGCAGUGUCUAUAUCGAGUCUGAUGAAGACGCCGAUGACUUCGAAGUUGACUUUGAAGCCAUGUUUAACUGCAGCGGUUCCAAAGAACCUCGAAAACCUAUCAUCUUGAAGCCAGAAAUAAUGAAUUAUAUAGUGAACGGUAACGAAGUCACUCAGCUAUGGGGACUCCCGAAUCCCUGCAAAUGUGAAGCCCGCCACAAUACUGCAGACGUCAUAGUCUCCGCUAUCGAGUUCUGGAAUCCUUUCGCACUGUUAAAGCUGUUGGAUCUUAGCGUAUCUCAGUUUCACUGGAGGGUAUCUGUUGCUGGUAUGGACUUUUGCGUCAAAAAAUCAUGGCAACUUGUACAGGUCAGGUCAGACAAACUGGUCCUAUUCUAUCUCGUUCAUAAAGAUCUUAGAUGGCAGCUAUUGGGAUCUGAGAACGAGGGCCUUGAGAAGAUUUACAUUCCAGAUCGUAGUGAAGAAAACUGGCAAGAGUGUCAAAUUGCGAGAAGUUACUGAAGAUUGGCUGAUAUAUUGGGUAACCACCUCCCCUGGCACCAAGAAAAUCUUAAGGAAAUCA
Molecule: messenger RNA, 644 nt
Organism: Botrytis cinerea B05.10
Lineage: Eukaryota; Fungi; Ascomycota; Leotiomycetes; Helotiales; Sclerotiniaceae
Exons: 2
Coding region: 56-583 (175 amino acids)
Source: RefSeq, a predicted model, not a curated record